Molecule: messenger RNA, 1353 nt
Organism: Puccinia graminis f. sp. tritici CRL 75-36-700-3
Lineage: Eukaryota; Fungi; Basidiomycota; Pucciniomycetes; Pucciniales; Pucciniaceae
Exons: 2
Coding region: 1-1353 (450 amino acids)
Source: RefSeq, a predicted model, not a curated record
AUGACUUUUCAUCCUGACGAUAUCAGUGAUUCCAGCCUAACAGAUAUCAGUAGUUCUUCCAGUGAGAGUGAACCGGAGGAUAAAGGGUCUUUCACUAAUGAUCUAUUCCUCAUUUCCAGCGCUCGCAAGGCGAAGAAAAAACGUAGACGCAAUAAAAACUGGAGUGAGAAGAGAAAUGCGAAGUGUAAACAAGCUACAGCAAUGUUUCUUACCAACUUGCCACCAAAUUGCGGCUCUGUUAUUUCGGAUGUGAAGGUCGUAGCAAAGCGUGAUCUGUUCCCCGACAUCACUGCUGAAACCAAACAAGCAAAGAUCGAAAGGAAAUUGGCAAGGAAACGCUUCAAAAAGGCUGGCGGACCACUACCUCCCAAAAAGAAAAUAUCUGAUUGGUUGCCUACUCCAGAGGAAAUUGCGACUGCCAGUUCGAUCGUCGAGGACCCUACAAAGUUUCGCCUCUACGACCAUGGACAUGUUUGCAUCUUUGAUAAACAACUGACAACAGAAAAAGAAAAACAAAUCAUGGCCGAUAUCACUUUCACAGAUCUCAAAACAAUUUCCAAUCAAAAGAGGGACGACUUGAAUUUCUUGGUUGCUUUUUUGGAAAAAUCGAAAAAAUUCGUUAAUUCCAUCGGGUCCAAGUCACGAUCCUGCGGUGGAUAUAUGUGGGCGAUUGGAUGGAGAAAAUCUAUGACCAAAUUCGAGAUUAUCGGACGCUAUGUAAAUAAAGCAGCCAUCAAGAAGAACCAAGAAGAAUUCAAUCAACAUGUGAAAGAUUCUGAUCGAGCAUCCUCAAUCUUGUGGGACCUGUUUUAUCCGAUCGGUAACCGCGCCCUUGAAGCCAACCAACAAUUUAUGGCGGAACAUAAUCUCCCGUCCCUCUCUGACCCAGAACUUCCCAGUGAGACCUCAAAAGGUCACGAUAAAUUUUUCUCGACCAACCUCACUUUUACUUCUGAUGGAUUCUUUAAUCAUCCCCACAAGGACAAAAAAGACGAUAAACGCCUUCCCUUUGCUUUCUUCUUGAGCCUUCCAACUUUCAAAUCAAAAGGUCGGCUAGCUUUUGAAUCUGAUGGAUAUGACGUUACUGGCGGGCAGUUUGUUUUUCCGGAAUGUGGCUUUGGGAUUGAUUUUAAACCUGACACAAUGGUUCAAAUGAUAUUUGCUCAAAGACUAUACACACACGGAACGCUGAAGCCAACUGAAAAUGGAAAAUUUACUAAACUAGGGAUGUCUUUACAAAUUUCAGAGAAAACAACUAAUAUGUUAGAUAGAAUCUUAGCUGAGGAGUUUGUCACUAAACCAGAAAUGCAUGUGGGGGAUGUUCCCCACAUUAUGAAUCAGGUCCAAAAAUGA